Molecule: messenger RNA, 1278 nt
Organism: Carassius auratus (goldfish)
Lineage: Eukaryota; Metazoa; Chordata; Actinopteri; Cypriniformes; Cyprinidae
Product: pentraxin fusion protein
Exons: 3
Coding region: 131-817 (228 amino acids)
Source: RefSeq, a predicted model, not a curated record
GUUUCACAAUAAGAUUUAGGCUUUAGUUAAGGUGUUUUUUAAAUUUUUAGUUUUAAUGUGCCUUAUCUUGAAACCGAUUAAGGGCACUGACAUUAAGAAUUGUCAGUAUGAGUUGCUUUCAACCUGAAGCAUGAUGCUGAUGCCAGUGGUUUCAUUUUUCUGUCUGCUCUCUCCGACUCUAGCGAUUACUGAAGUGGGCCUCAGUGGUAACCUGCUUCUGUUUCCAAUCAAGACUAACACCAGCUUUGUCAAACUCCUUCCUGAAGAGCCACUGAGUCUUUCAGCGUUUACUCUCUGCAUGCGUGUGGCGACGGAGCUCCAGGGUGACCGGGAGAUCAUUCUGUUUGCUUACCGCACACCCGAGUUUGAUGAACUCAACGUGUGGAGACGUGACGAUGGUUGUGUGGCCUUGGUAAUCCAGUCUAAUGGCGAAGAAGCAUUUUUCCAUCUGCCUCCUCUCUCCACCUUCCAGACUCACCUGUGUGUCACUUGGAGCUCUGCGUCUGGUCUCACUGCCUUCUGGGUGGAUGGACGUCGCAGUUCGUUCCAGAUCUAUAGAAAAGGUUACUCAAUCCGUCCUGGUGGCACCGUCGUGCUCGGCCAGGACCCUGAUAGAUAUCUGGGUGCCUUUAACGCAGAGCAGAGUUUUGUAGGAGAAAUUUCAGAUGUGCAAAUGUGGGACUAUGUUCUCCCUGGCAGUCAGAUUAAGGCGGUUUAUUCAAACCAGGAACCGUAUGUGCCAAAGGGAAACGUGUUCGACUGGAACACUGUGGAAUAUGAGAUUAAUGGAAAUGUGCUAGUGGUGCAAAUUAACUGAUUCUGAUCAGUUGUCACGUCUCACACCGGCUCAUCCACGCAGUUAUGUCAAUUUCUAUAAUCGAUUCAUCUGUUUUAAUGAUUUUCAAACCUGUAAGGGCCAACAAGUAGGAAUUGUUCACAAAAGUAACCAGUAAAAGCUCUCUGCAUUACAACUGCAGUGUCUGUUCAUAAUUUUGAAAGUUGUUUGUGCAUGUGUUGCCUAUAUACAGUAUAUACACGCACCUUUUUAGACACUUUUAUCCAAAGUCGUCCUUUGUAUAUUUGUGAAAAUUUGACCAUUUUUAUCUAAAGACAAUGCUUUACUGUGUGAUUUGCAUUACUCAUGUUACGUUUUGGUUGUAAUGCCAUUUCCAUCACAACCAUAGACUGUUAAAAAAAACAAAAAAAUAAGCAAAAUUUUAAAAGUUCACCGGCCGGAAACGAGAGCUGCGCCAGGAACACUUCUAUAGCGCCCUCUAC